GAAUAGCAUGUUGUUGUAAAUAUUCACUGUAAAAAUUGUAGCACUUGUUUAUACUUAAUGUGUUAUUUCAGGUUCUCUGCUUUCAGAAAUACUGUUAAAAAUUAGCACAAUAUGUUUAAAAAGGGUAAAAAUGAUAUAACAUGAACAUAUAAAUGUAAAUUCAAUAAGCUUGCUUAUUAAAGUGAUGAUGGUUAUGUGCAGGCCCAGAGAGAAUUUACUGACUUGAGAUUUAUUUGAGAUUUCAGUGGAGAUCUGUAUGGACCUGGUGAUGGUGAAUAAGGAGUUGAAAGGGUUGGGCUGUAAUGGAAUACAUGUAACAGCGUUACAUAUUCAGAAGUAACUGUAUUCAGCCCCUGUUACGUUUUCAAGCACCUGUAUUCAGAAUACAGUUACUUAAUAAAAUGUUGUUAGAAUACUUUUAGAAUACUUCGCUUAUAUUGAACACAAAUAAGGAGAUGUGAAAGAAAAUGAUGGUCAGUCAAGUAAGAAACAGUUUUUCUAAUCAGUGCACAAGCACACAAGCACACUCGCUCUCUCUUCUUUUAGAGCAGCAGCAGGGCGUGUGAUGUGUUGCCAGGUUUGCGAUAAAUCGGGCUAAUUUGUGAACAGUUGUAGGUUAAAAUCAUUGUGGGUUGUGUUUUUGGGAUACUUUAUAAAUCUGAGAAAGCACUGCAAAGACUGAAAGACGGAAAAAGGACUUGAAGUAGAUCAGAGAUGUUCCAAACGACGACAGAAAAACCUUGUGUAAAUAAGUUCUGUAAAAUGUGUGGUUUAUACUUGAGGCUAGUUCAGUGUGACACAUAGUGUAACAUACAAGCCUUUUAAUAUAUCUCACUUUUUUAAAAAACAUCAUACGAAGUGAUUCAAAAAACUAUAUAACAACAAUAUGUGACCCCCAGGGAACUGCCCAAAAGUGGAGAUGUAGCAGUUCAGAUAAGAUAAUAAUGACAUAUCACAUGUAAUUCUUCCAAUUGUGUCUUGCCUUUAUAAAUAUGUGUUCUAAAAGUAUUCUUGUCACUUUUUAUGUGAUGGAUUCAGAAUACUUUACUGAAAACAUUUAAAAAAAGAGUAUUUAGUAUUCAGCCCAGAAUACUUUCGUAAAGUAAUCCGCCCAACCUGGGAGUUGGAAAUAGCGUGAACAGUGUGGUCAAAGCAAACUUGUUUUAGACUUCCUCUAGUUGAUGUGGGUAAACUUUUUCCUCUGCUCGCAAAAACAGUAGUAGAGUUCAUUAGUCAAGUGUUUUAAUCAAGGGAACAGCAUGAAGAUUAUUCAGCUUCAACUAUAUCUAUUUAUAUGCUGUCAAGCUGAAACAGAUCAUCUAACAGAUGUGGGACAAAAUGUGACAAUAAACUGUGAUUUUGAUGGAGAGAUUUAUUGGUUAUUACAGAAGUAUCCAGAUCCUCCAGUGAUGAUAUUACGCACUUUGUCAAAUACCUUUUUAUUGAAGCUUAAAACAUUCAGACACAAAUAUUCAGUGCAGUCUCACCGUCAUCUGUUUAUAAAUAAUGUCACCACUGAUGACUUAGGAGUUUAUUACUGUAUGAAGACAGAUACAGUACCUCCAGAAUUCAGCAAAGGCACCAGACUCAGAUUCAUUGAGAGCACAUUAGUGUCGUGUACUGAGCAGAAUCAGACAGAAGUGAAAUGCAUUCAUCAGAAUCAGACAUGGCAGACUCUUAUCCUCAUAUUUGCUCUGUUAACUGGUGUUCUGAUCAUUGUGGUCAUAGUUUUUGUUGUUGGAAAUAAAAGAUCUGGAGAGCAAUCACAUCUUCAGGAUACUAAUCAUCUACAUCUACAACAGACACAAGUUAUAGAUUACAGGCAAUUACAGUAUACUGAGGUGUACUUUUCUCAGAUGCAUAAAAAAUAUUGAUCCUGUCAAGUCCACAGCACCUAUACUGCUCUACAGCUGCCCAAAUAAUGUACACAAGAGUACAAAUGACCUGAUGACCUCUCUUUUUUAUGAAAAUAAUUUUGAUAUUCCACAAUGUCAUACUGGAUAUCUUGGCUCUUUUUGUUGUUGUUUUUAAACAACAAUCUUUUAAUCUUAGUGAGUCACGUUUUUGAUCAUUUAUUAAUUUAUAAGAUCAAUUAAUCAGAAUUGAUCAAAAACAUCAGCUAAAUGUCUAAAUGGCUUUUGUCUCAUGAUCUUUGUACUGUAUAACUUUUGAACUCUUAAACAAGCAGUUGUAUGAUGACAAUGCUCUUAAUGUCCAUGUUUUUAUGGAUGUAUAAAGUUCUUAGAUGCUUUACAUUCAAUAUUCUUCAUAUGGUAUAUGUAUGUAUUUUAAACGAUUAGUUCACCCAAAAAUAAAAAUUCAGUCAUUGUUUACUCACCCCUGUGUUGUUAUAACCUCAUAUGCAAGAACUCUAAAGCUCGCUUGCAGACUCAUGAACACGUACAGGAGAAUAACGGUCAGUAAACAUUUUUACUACAUAAUACAUUAGAUUUCAGCUUGUUUCUCACCAAAUCUAAUCUUAUUUCUUCAGAUCAAGACAUGAGUCACAUACAAUAAUUUAUUAGACUUCUGAAUUAUACUUUUGUGUCCUUUUGAAGCUUGAAGAUGUGGUCACCAUAAAUUGCAAAAAAUGUUUGUUUUUUUUUUGUUUUUUUUUUCACAAUUUCUCCCUUUGUGCUGCAUUGCAUGCUGGCUGAUGAGUUUGUAAAUGUUUUUUACAUACAUUGUGGGGACAAAAAUGCCAUCACAAUGUCAUAAAUCCUGACAUUUGUUAAAUUGUGAGGACUCUCCAACUGUCCCUGUAAUUCAUAUUGCUUAGAAAAGUUAAUUUAAAUAAAAAUGUAAAAAUACAUGAGGUGGGUUAAGUUUACCAUGUUGAAAAGUCCAGCAAUGCUGGUCAACAGUUUUUGUGUGUUGUGUAUUGGGUGCUGGUUCCCCCUUAUUUCUAGAGCAAGUCAAGUGUGUGGGACAUAACAUAUUGAUCCUCUACUGCAAAUCAUACUGCUUUAUGAUUUUUGGUCUUACCCUUCUUUAUUACUAAAAAAUUAACAAAAUGUUUCACAUAAGAAAGAAAGAAAGAAGUUUAACUUAAACUCAACCAGAAAGUGUUCCAUUGGUUUGGUCACUCGGCAGCUAAUGAGUUUUACUUUUGUCUAGACUGGAGGUUUAACCUUAAACCAAUUGCAGAGUUUAUCUCAUGCCUUUAUACAUGUAUGUAUCUCGGUUCUCACCAUUUCCCUAACCACAAAUAGAAAGUGGCAUUGCAGUUUGUCUGCUCUACAAUGAUACUCUUUGUUUGUGGUCUUUUUCUCUUUUGUUUAGAUCUAAAUGAGGGGUCGGCAACCACAGGCAUGUGUGCCACCAUUAGCACGUGGAUGGGUAAUCAUUGGCAAACGAGCAAUAAUGAGAGCGAGCAAAACUAUAAAAGCCAACAAACAGUCUGUCUUCUAGUCUGAUUAUGUCAACAGUUAAAAGAGCACCCCAAAUGGUCAACAUCAGAAGUCC
Molecule: messenger RNA, 3465 nt
Organism: Myxocyprinus asiaticus (Chinese sucker)
Lineage: Eukaryota; Metazoa; Chordata; Actinopteri; Cypriniformes; Catostomidae
Exons: 5
Coding region: 1260-1874 (204 amino acids)
Source: RefSeq, a predicted model, not a curated record